Messenger RNA from Lampris incognitus (smalleye Pacific opah), 3228 nucleotides. Its product is annotated as KIAA0319-like ortholog. The transcript has 24 exons. Gene Ontology annotation, molecular function: calcium ion binding. Bases 266 to 3199 code for a protein of 977 amino acids. The record is from RefSeq and is a predicted model, not a curated record. Lineage: Eukaryota; Metazoa; Chordata; Actinopteri; Lampriformes; Lampridae. Gene Ontology annotation, cellular component: cytoplasmic vesicle; plasma membrane. Gene Ontology annotation, biological process: homophilic cell-cell adhesion.
CCGACAGCUGUUGGCGUCAAGGUGCUUUCUACGCGGUGAUCCUGGAUUAUGCAAGUGAAAUACGAACGGUGUCUGAACAUCUCAAGCUGUUAAAAGCCAGUGUGCGGCCAUGUUGAACCUCUUCCUCAGAGUGCUGGUGUGGACCUGUCUUCAUCCUUCACCCCAUUGCACCUCCUUGCCAACUUAACUCCUCGCUCUGUCUAUCUUUCGCUAUCUCUUUCUUCCAUUGGCUUACACCAGGAAAGGUCCCUGGUACCCUGGGAAAAUGUCCUAUGCACACUUCAAGCUGCUCAACUGGAGACUACCUCACAUUGUCCUCCUGUCACUGGUCUACUUCUGGUGCUUGGCUCUUCCCACAGGUGUGUUGGCAGACCUUUGUCAGGUCAAAGGUGGGGUGCUGGGGAUCCACUGGGGCAGUGUCAUUGGCCUCGGGUGGCGCCCUCUGGCCAUUGGGAGGGGUGGCGCGACCUGCUGGGAGUCCUGCUGCUUGAAGCCAAACUGCAACGCUGUCUGGAGCCUGGGUGGGCGCUGUGUGCUCCUUAGCUGCUCCCGUCAAAGGGACUGCCCCAUCUCUUUCUUGCCCCAGCCCCACCAAGAAUCCCUGGGCCUCCUACAGCAGAUCUCCAAGGACUUCAUCACAGCAAGACGUAGAGAGGUCCGUCAAGCACAGCAAAUUGGAAGCCAUGAGCAUGACACAGAACACCACCUUACUAGCACGGACACAGCAGCAGCUCCCUUAACUUCCACCGUACCCAGUGGCAUCACACCUCCUCAAACAGCUGACGUGAAUCUUAGCCAGUCGGCCAGUAGGAGUGAAGACGGUGGCUUGCCUCCAUCGAAACAGAACUUGACCACCGAGGAUGUGGUUAGUACUACUGCGUCUGCCAAUAGCACGGAUAUCAGUAAACCACCUGCCUCCCUGAUUUCCACCAUUGCUCCUCCUCCAACACAGUCUGUGAGGGAGCUGAUCGUGUCGGCAGGAAAGAGUGUGGAGGUGACGCUGCCCCGCAGCGAGGUGGAGCUCAAUGCUUUCGUAGUCCCAGCACCUCAGCCAGGGACAAACUAUGCAUUUGACUGGCGCCUGAUAACUCAUCCCAAAGAUUACAGUGGAGAGAUGGAGGGGAAGCACAGCAAGACUCUGAAACUUAGCAAGCUAACUGUGGGUUUCUAUGAGUUUCAAGUGACAGUGGAUGGAGAUGAGGCCCAUGGCGAGGGUUAUGUCAACGUCACAGUCAAACCAAAGCCACGGGUAAACAAGCCUCCCGUCGCUGUGGUUUCCCCAAAGUUCCAGGAGAUCUCCUUACCAACCAGUUCCACGGUGAUAGACGGCAGCCAGAGUACUGAUGAUGACAAGGUGGUAGCGUGGUACUGGGAGGAGAUCAAAGGUCCCCUGAGGGACGAGAAGGUCUCAGCUGACACCCCUAUCCUCACUCUCACCAGCCUGGUGCCUGGAAACUACACAUUCAGUUUGACAGUGACAGACUCAGACGGAGCUCAGGAUUCUACUCAGGCCACUCUGUCUGUCAACAAGGCCAUGGACUACCGGCCUGUGGCCAAUGCUGGCCCAAACCAGGUCAUCACCUUGCCCCGCAACUCCAUCACUCUGAAUGGUAACCAGAGCGCAGAUGACCAUGAGCCCCUGGCCUAUGAGUGGUCCCUCAGCCCCGACAGUAAAGGAAAGGUGGUAGAGAUGCAGGGUGUGCGGACCCCAAUCCUGCAGCUGUCAGCCAUGCAGGAGGGAGACUACACCUUCCAGUUGACGGUGACAGAUUCAGCUAGACAGCAGGACACUGCCCAGGUCACCGUCAUUGUACAGCCAGAAAACAAUAAGGCACCUGUCGCAGACGCAGGUCCAGAAAAAGAGCUGACCCUCCCAGUGGACCGAACUACACUGGAUGGCAGCAAAAGCAGUGAUGACCAGAAGAUAGCCACCUAUCACUGGAAACAGAGCAAAGGUCCCGAUGGCGUGAAGAUUGAAAAUGCGGACAGUGCGGUUGCCACGGUAACUGGCCUCAAGGUGGGCAUGUACGAAUUCACCUUGACAGUAACCGAUGAGAGGAAGCUGCAGAGUACCGACACAGUCACGGUCAUUGUCCGCGAAGAACAAGACCAGCCCCCAGUGGCCCAUGUCUUGGAUAGCCAAUCCAUCUCCCUGCCUCUUAGGACAGCCUCAUUAGACGGCUCUCACUCCCAAGAUGACAAGGGUGGAAUCAGCUACCUGUGGACCAGGGAUGACAGCAGCCCUGCUGCUGGGGAUGUGUUGAACAACUCAGACCACCAAACGGUGCUGUUCCUUGGCAACCUGGUGCAGGGAAAGUACAGCUUCACCCUGACUGUCACUGACAGCAAGGGACAGGCCAGCACUGACAGGGGCACCAUAGAAGUCAAACCAGAUAUGUGGGAGCGUGACCUGGUGGAGCUGGUGCUGGAGGUCUCUGUCACCCAAGUAACCCACCGCCAGCGGGACAUGCUGCUGCGCCAGGUUGGGGUGCUACUGGGCGUGCUCGAUAGCGACAUCAUUGUACGAGAGAUCAGUGCCUUCAAUGAGCACAGUACCCGUUUGGUGUUCCUGGUCUCAGGCGGUCCAGGGCGCCCCCCGCUGUCUGGCCACAGUGUUGCAAUGGGGCUCCGAAACAAGCUACGCAAACAGAAGAAUGACUUCCUGAUCUUCAAGGCCUGGCGGGUGGACACCAUCAUCUGCCAGCUUAACUGCUCUAGCCAUGGGGAAUGUGACUCAUUCACGCGUCGCUGUGUCUGUCACCCUUUCUGGAUGGAGAACUUCAUCAGGGUUCAGUUUGGCGACGCAGAGAGCAACUGUGAAUGGAGUGUGCUCUAUGUGACGAUUGCAUCUUUCAUGAUUGUGGUUGCCAUUGCCACAGUUGUCUGGGGUAUGGUGUGCUGCUGCCGCAGGCGUAAGAGCAGAGUGCGCAGAAACAAAAGCCGUUACAAAAUGCUUGAAGCUGAUGAGCAAGACAGUCUGGAGUUACAGCCAUCUCGAGCUGGCCGUAUGAAGCCUGUCCCUGCCCCCACCUCCUCUGCCCUCAUGCACUCAGACUCUGACCUGGAUAGCGAUGAGGGACAGGGAGGGGUUCCAUGGACGGACCGGGAACGCGGUCACCUCCUGCGACCUCAGAACGGAUCCCUGAGAAAUGGCCAAGGCCCCACAAGGAACCAGAAGCAAAGAGAGGAGCUACUAUAGCAACAGAGGAACAGGAGGUGGCCACACAC